This is a messenger RNA of Contarinia nasturtii (swede midge), 1524 nucleotides long. RefSeq names its product leukocyte elastase inhibitor-like. The transcript is spliced from 4 exons. NCBI's taxonomy places the organism in Eukaryota, Metazoa, Arthropoda, Insecta, Diptera, Cecidomyiidae. Gene Ontology annotation, molecular function: serine-type endopeptidase inhibitor activity. The record is from RefSeq and is a predicted model, not a curated record. Bases 44 to 1261 code for a protein of 405 amino acids.
GAAACAUUAAAAAGUUACAAUUUCUAUUCUUUCUUGAAUUACAAUGUAUCCAUUCAAUAUUGCAGUACUUAUAACUUUGAGCUGCACAGCGGCAAAAGUUCAAAUAGAAGAAUUGAGUAGAGGAUUUUACAAGUUUGGUGUUGACUUGUAUCAGCAAUGCUCCCAAUCCGAGCCUGGAAAUUUGAUAAUUUCACCGUAUUCAGUGGGAACAUCGCUAACUCUUCUAUCUGAAGCAGCCAAUGGAACAACAUAUGAACAAUUGAAAAAACAUUUAUACUUGAAUGGUGAAAAGUCUGUUGUAGCCGAUCAAUUAAAAAAAUACAAUGAAUUAAUUAAAAGAAGUGCCGGACAAUCGGAAUUGAUGAUUGCAAAUCAGAUCUAUGUACAACAAGAAUUCCAAUUGAAUCAGGAUUUUCAAAAAAUUGCUGUAGAUAAAUUUGAUGCCGGUGUUGAAUCGGUGGAUUUUGUCGAAAAUGAUGAAACAUCACAACUGAUCAAUAAUUUCGUGGCGGAAAAAACAAAGGGAAACAUCAAACAGAUUGUCAAUCCUGAUAUGUUCAAUACUUUUACUCGUGUUUUUUUGAUAAAUGCGAUCUACUUAAAGAGCAUCUGGCUCCAACCAUUUCCACGAUAUGGAAAAAGUCGGAAGGGUGGUGGUAGCUUUUACAAUAUAACGGAAAAGUUUUAUAUCAGUGAAACAGAAACGGUUGAGGCCAACUUCAUGAAGAUGACAAAGAAACUUUGGAUUGUUGAUUUAGAUGAAUUGGAUAUCGCUGCACUUAGACUUGACUAUGUGAACUCAAAUUUUUCAUUCAUAAUAAUUCUACCGAAUAAACGUACGGGAUUGUCUACGCUGGAAGCUCAGUUACAACAUAUUAAUUUAUCCAAAAUUGUUGAACAAAUGAAAUUUGUGGAACAUAGAGUUGAAAUUCCAAAAUUUAAGAUCACGACUGAAUUCCUUCUCAAUGAUAUUUUGAUAAAAAUGGGCAUGAAUGAAAUGUUUAAAAAAACCGCGAAUUUGAGUGGUCUUUUAAGCACUGACGAGCCAUUGUUUGUGAGCCACGUUAUUCAUAAAGCUACAAUUGAAAUCAAUGAAAGACUCACUGAAGCUACUGCUGCAUCAGGUAUAAGCUCUAGAACAUUAAGCGGGACAGGUAUCUUCAGGGCCGAACAUCCGUUCAUGUAUUACGUAUGGGAUAGAGAAACUAAUACAACAAUAUUCAGCGGUUGCAUUAAAAAUCCAACAGAUAACAAAUCAUAGCAAUUCAAAUAACAUCUAAAAUAUAUUAUAGUAAAUAGAAAACAUUUCUGCAAUGUUUUGAAUGUACACGUACAACACACGGAAAAAUUGUUUACCAACUAUUUCCGUCACAAAUUAAUAUCAGAAAUUUUGUAAUUCAAAUUUUGGUUUCAUUACACGUUCUUCGCCUCAACAAACAUUAAUUAUGAUUGCACUUGUGACAAAAAACAAAUCACACGACAUAUUUUUGUUGUUUAUCAAAUAAAUCACAUUUGUUUUGCAAA